GAAGGAUCCUUGAGGGCUCGGGGGCCACAGAAUUCCGCUGUUCUGCUCCCUCGGCUGGAGACUCGGGAAUGAAGUUUCAAAAUUCCUCUGUUGCUAUGGGAGCCGCACUUUCUAGCUCGGAAUAGCCUGUAAGGGUAACAGGUGUGCCCAAGGUAAGGUCUUUGAAUGCUGUCGCAGAGAACCUUCUGGCUUAGCCAGACCUCUCUGAGACACGUGGAUAUGCCGGAUGAAUCAUCUACGAGUCUUCAUGAGGCCACUUGAACCUGCUUCUCUUCAUGUGGCCUUGGAGGAUGCUUCCAAGAAGAAAACGACCUUGAACCAGAGAUACAGCCACUUCCUGCGGGCUAUCACUGCCACGUGACUCAGUCUGUCUAGGCUGUGCCUCCUCCGCAGGGACUUCGUGGUGAGCUGGGAAAAUUCAGCUGCAAGGGUUCUCAUUCGGAUGCAAAGUCCUCAAUUAUCGUCUCCCCGGCAACGCCCUUCAGAGUUUGUGAUAAGCCUACGCUCCCGGGGCAGGAAACGUUUUAAACCGAGGAGCUGCCUGAAAGAACCAGGAAAUCACAAAAAGACUCGGGAAGGGAGUGGCAACCUCAAGGACGACCCUUCGCGCCGGAGGAACCUGACCUGCGGGUGCCCCCGCCUAACCUGCGGCGCCACUACCUAGUCCGCCCACCUUGACGACUACAAAUCCCAGCAUGCCUUGCAGUGAGUGGCAGGACGCAGUGCCUGCCGGAACACGUAGUCCCGUUCUAGUUCAAGAAAAGCCCAGAACGCCCCAUGACGUCACGAGGGCUCGGGAAAGGACUUGGGCACCGGCCCAGGGUCAAGUUAAACCUUCCUCCAGAGAGGCGACCCUGGUUUCUUUGGUGACUCGGUGUCUACUCUCAACAGGUCCCACCCCACCGGCCACGCGGACCUAUGGUGUGGCGGAGCCCAGUAGGGCAGCGGCGCAGGCGGCGGCGGUGGCGGUGGCGGCGACGGCGACGGCCGGGCUGGGGAGGCGCUCCUUGGGGCAAGGCCAUGGCCCCGCGGCUGCAGCUGGAGAAGGCCGCCUGGCGCUGGGCGGAGACGGUGCGGCCCGAGGAGGUGUCGCAGGAGCACAUCGAGACCGCCUACCGCAUCUGGCUGGAGCCCUGCAUCCGCGGCGUGUGCAGACGAAACUGCAAAGGAAAUCCGAAUUGUUUGGUUGGGAUUGGUGAGCAUAUCUGGUUAGGAGAAAUAGAUGAAAAUAGUUUUCAUAACAUCGAUGAUCCCAACUGUGAGAGGAGAAAAAAGAACUCCUUUGUGGGCCUGACAAACCUUGGAGCUACUUGUUAUGUCAACACAUUUCUUCAAGUAUGGUUUCUCAACUUGGAGCUUCGGCAGGCACUGUACUUAUGUCCAAGUACCUGUAGUGACUACAUGAUGGGAGAUGGUGUUCAAGAGGAGAGAGAUUAUGAGCCUCAGACAAUUUGCGAGCACCUCCAGUACUUGUUUGCUUUGUUGCAAAACAGUAACAGGCGAUAUAUUGAUCCGUCGGGAUUUGUUAAAGCCUUGGGUUUGGAUACCGGCCAACAGCAGGAUGCCCAAGAAUUUUCGAAGCUCUUUAUGUCUCUAUUGGAAGAUACUUUAUCUAAACAAAAGAAUCCAGAUGUGCGGAACAUUGUCCAACAGCAGUUCUGUGGAGAGUAUGCUUAUGUAACUGUUUGCAAUCAGUGUGGAAGAGAGUCUAAGCUUUUAUCAAAGUUUUAUGAACUGGAAUUAAAUAUCCAAGGCCACAAACAGUUAACAGACUGUAUCUCGGAAUUUUUGAAGGAAGAAAAAUUGGAAGGAGACAAUCGAUAUUUUUGUGAAAACUGUCAAAGCAAGCAGAACGCAACGAGGAAGAUCCGACUUCUUAGCCUUCCGUGUACUCUGAACUUACAGCUGAUGCGUUUUGUCUUUGACAGGCAAACUGGACAUAAGAAAAAGCUGAAUACCUACAUUGGCUUCUCAGAAAUGCUGGAUAUGGAGCCUUAUGUGGAACACAAAGGUGGGGCCUACGUGUAUGAACUCAGUGCAGUCCUCAUACACAGAGGAGUGAGUGCGUAUUCUGGCCACUACAUUGCCCACGUGAAGGACCCACAGUCUGGCGAAUGGUAUAAGUUUAAUGAUGAAGACAUUGAAAAGAUGGAGGGGAAGAAAUUACAACUAGGGAUUGAGGAAGAUCUAGAACCUUCUAAGUCCCAAACACGUAAACCCAAGUGUGGAAAAGGAACUCAUUGCUCCCGCAAUGCAUACAUGUUAGUUUACAGGCUACAAACUCAAGAAAAGCCCAACACAGCCAUUCAAGUUCCAGAGCCCUAUGAGUUUGUCUCCCUUGAAUGGCUGCAGAAAUGGUUGGAUGAAUCUACACCUACGAAGCCUAUUGAUAAUCAUGCUUGCCUGUGUUCCCAUGACAAGCUUCACCCAGAUAAAAUAUCGAUUAUGAAGAGAAUAUCUGAGUAUGCAGCUGACAUUUUCUACAGUAGAUAUGGCGGAGGACCAAGACUAACUGUGAAAGCCCUGUGUAAGGAAUGUGUAGUGGAGCGUUGUCGUGUGCUGCGCCUGAAGAACCAAUUAAAUGAAGAUUAUAAGACUGUCAACAAUCUGCUAAAAGCAACAGUAAAGGGUGACGGGUUUUGGGUGGGGAAAUCUUCCUUGCGGAGUUGGCGCCAGCUAGCUCUUGAGCAACUGGACGAGCAAGAUGGUGAAGCAGACCAAAGCAAUGGGAAGAUGAAUGGCAGCACCUUCAGUAAAGAUGAAUCAAAAGAAGAAAGAAAAGAAGAGGAGGAGGAGUUAAAUUUUAAUGAAGAUAUUUUGUGUCCUCAUGGAGAGUUAUGCAUAUCUGAAAACGAAAGAAGGCUUGUUUCUCAAGAGGCUUGGAGCAAGCUACAACAAUACUUCCCAAAGGCUCCUGAGUUUCCAAGUUACAGAGAAUGCUGUUCCCAAUGCAAGAUUUUAGAAAGAGAAGGAGAAGAAAACGAAGCCUUACAUAAGAUGAUUGCAAACGAGCAGAAGACUUCUCUCCCAAAUUUGUUCCAGGACAAAAACAGACCGUGUCUCAGUAACUGGCCAGAGGACACGGACGUCCUCUAUAUAGUGUCGCAGUUUUUUGUGGAAGAAUGGCGGAAAUUUGUUAGGAAGCCUGCUCGAUGUAGCCCCGUGUCCUCGGUGGGAAACAGUGCCCUCCUGUGUCCCCACGGGGGACUCAUGUUUACAUUUGCGUCCAUGACCAAAGAAGAUUCUAAACUUAUAGCUCUCAUAUGGCCCAGUGAGUGGCAAACGAUACAAAAACUCUUCGUCGUGGAUCAUGUAAUUAAAAUCACAAGAACUGAAGUGGGAGAUACAAACCCUUCAGAAACGCAGUAUGUUUCUGAGCCUAAACUCUGUCCCGAGUGCAGAGAAGGCUUACUGUGUCAGCAGCAGAGGGACCUGCGAGAAUACACCCAGGCUACCAUCUAUGUCCAUAAAGUUGUGGAUAAUAAAAAGGUGAUGAAGGAGUCUGCUCCAGAGCUGAAUGUGAGUAGUUCUGAAGCCGAGGAGGACAAGGAAGAAGCUAAACCAGAUGGAGAGAAAGAUCCAGACUUUAGUCAAAGCAAUGGAGGAACAAAGCGACAGAAGAUUUCCCAUCAGAAUUACAUAGCCUACCAAAAGCAAGUCAUUCGACGGAGUAUGCGACAUAGAAAAGUCCGUGGUGAGAAAGCACUUCUCGUCUCUGCUAACCAGACAUUAAAGGAAUUGAAAAUUCAGAUCAUGCAUGCAUUUUCCGUUGCUCCUUUUGACCAGAAUUUGUCGAUUGAUGGAAAGAUUUUAAGUGAUGACUGUGCUACCCUCGGCACCCUCGGCGUCAUUCCUGAAUCUGUCAUUCUGUUAAAGGCUGAUGAACCAAUUGCAGAUUAUGCUGCAAUGGACGACGUCAUGCAAGUGUGUAUGCCAGAAGAAGGCUUUAAAGACCUCCGCGUGUGUUUCUCUCCUCAGGUACCGGUCUCCUUGGACACUAAUCUGUGAACACUUGCUGACUGCCAGGAAAUGACCAGAGGGGAAGAGGAGUUUGACAUGUUAGGGCAUUAAAGAAAAGGCGGAUUUCAGAAUUAACCAUUACCUGACUCUUCCAGAAGGCAAAAAUCCAUUCAAAGUGACUGUCCCAAAUGCCUUAUGUCAAAUAAAGCCGAUUGCACUGAUGGACAUCAGACUUGAAGGAAAUGUUUCCAAUUUUAUAUUUAACGGGGGUGGUGGGUGGGAGGGGGCGAAUAAAGAUUGAGCAAGUUUAGUAGCAGUGGCAGUAAAUCAUGUUUACAUAUGAGAUUUCUAGUCAUGGGGGAAUAAAGUUCUGUUAUAUUUCCUUGCUCAAGUUUCAUACCAGACGCAUUGGUCCAUAAAGGAUUUGUAUCACGUAGAUGGGGCAACAUUCUGCUCGGAACGAAAAGUAACUCUUUAGACAUAACCUGCUUACCAAUACCUGUCUUUGACUCAUAUUCUACUUUCAAUAAAGCAUGAAAGUGAAGAA
This is a messenger RNA of Oryctolagus cuniculus (rabbit), 4507 nucleotides long. The record is from RefSeq and is a predicted model, not a curated record. Lineage: Eukaryota; Metazoa; Chordata; Mammalia; Lagomorpha; Leporidae.